CUACCAUGUCUGAGUUAAGAGGGCGGGAUUUGGCAGAAGCGGCGGCGGCGAAGAAACGGGGUCGAGAAUUCCUUUGGCUGCAGGGUGAAAUAUCGUCAUGUGGAAACGUAGCUUGCUGCUAUGCCCUGGGAAGCCCCCCACGUCGCGCCUUGUCCCACUGCCAGCCACCGCUUAGCCCCGUGACCCGCGUAGGGCCGCUCUGGAGGAGAGGAGUGGGUGGGUGUAGCGAGGUUACGAUGCGACUGGCGGCAGCAGGAAGAACUCCCGCGCUGGCACCUCACGGGGAAGGGGCGCGAAAACCGCGUCGCUUCUUUGCUUUUCCUUUUCUAGGCUGAGAAGCUUGCUUGGUUUGCGACGCUGCUUCAGGCGCGCUUUGCUGCUGCUUCCCCUCUUCCCGGCCAGCGCCUGCGGUACAUGCGUGAGCGUGUAUCACUCGAAGGCACAGCGGGGCAGGUCUCGUCUUGUGACGUUGGCUUUUCCCUUCCUCGGCGCAUCCCGCUGCCGGCUCCUUCGCCAAGUUCUCAGUUGCGCCCUUUUCCGUGUAGGGAGGUGAAAGUCCUUCCCGAGCCCUUUCGUCAUCUCCGCGCCUCCGCUCGACCGGGUGUUUGCUGGCUUGCACUCGGAUUAUUCAGUCUAGGCUGGCAGCGCGGAGGAGCCAAAUGCCUUGAGCCUCCUUCGGCGGAGGGGGGAUCCUGACAUGUGAAGAGGAUUUCCUUGCUACCUGCCGAGGAGAGAGGGACGAGGCCAUAAUUAUGGUCAGUCAUGUCUUGGCUGGCUUACUGGCUGGGUGAGGUCCAGCGGCUCUCGCUGCUCUCCUUGUUUGCGGCUGCUUUGACCGUCGUAGCCGUCUAUCUGGUGCAGUAUGGCCUGAGCGCUCUGCGGCAAGGCGAGGGGAAGCCGUCGCCGCCUUCUGAACUUCUACAAGAAGACGAGGGCUCUCUUUUCGCUUGGUUGCUGUCUCUGAACAGCUGGAGGAGCGAGUGGCAGAAAGCCUGGAUAGCAGCGCUGAACCGGGAAGCCAAAUUACGGGAGGUAAUGGAUUCCCCGGACUCCACCUUGUUUACGUUUGAAGAAGAUGUAGCUCCUCAGCCUCUAGAGCUUGUGGUACAACAUAUUAUAAAUGUGGUAAAGUCUGCUGAUGAAAAGGUGGUCUCUUGUAAUGUAAUUGGAAAUGCCUUUCAUUUUAUUGUUAGUGUGUCCCAAACUUCUCCAGUUUCUUCAUCUGUUGCUUCAAAAUGUCAGUCUUACCGUGUAAAGCUGUCUCCACUUUAUUUGCAGCUGAAACUUUCAGUGAAAUCCCAAGAGGAAAACGUUCAGGUCGAAUGGUCUUUCAUCUAUACUUCGGAAACGAAAACUGAAGUUAAGCCUACUGAAGUGCAAGAGAUAGCUGGGACAUGUGCAGUAUCAGACACACUUACAAGUGUGUUGCAGAAUAUCAUCAAUUCGGCAUCUCCCUCUGUGAUUCUGAGUACAAAAUCUACAGAUGUAAAGGCAAUACAGAAUGUACAAAAUACAGGAGCUCUCCCUCAGGGUACCAGUCCUCCUAAACCUCCAAGGGCUCAUGAACUUAAAUUGCUAAUGAAAAACAUCAAAGCUUCACUGACCAAUUUUACUGCAGGCAGUGUUCACCCAAUAUGCAUAAUUCAGCUCAAUGACCCUUUGCAGAAGUUUUCCAGCUCUGUAACCAAUAAUCCCAUGGACUUCUCUUGGAAGGAUGAGUUCAUCUUUGAAUUAAGUGCCAAAUCAAAAGAAUUGCAAGUAAAGAUUGUAGAAAAUGGGGAACUGGAUAGUGGUUUCUCAGCUUUUGCUACUGUACCUUUAGACUUGUUCAGGAAACAGCCUUCUGGAUACAGAAGUUUUGCACUGAACCGCCAGCAUGGCAGUAGUAGCUCUACAGUAGGAUCUGUUGUCGCAGAGUUCUUAUAUGUAGACCCUUCAGAGUCUAGAUCCUUGCAAGCUCCUGCCAAGCUUCCGGUUGCAAAAGUAGAGAAAGAUCGAACUGUGAUGCCCUGUGGGACUGUAGUCACUACUGUUACUGCUGUGAAAGCCAAACAUUUAAUAGAAGGGAGAGCAUCUAUUCUGCAUUCAGUAGAUUCACCAAUGCGAAGUCCUGCUAAAAUGAAGAUAAUUGAAAAGGAUUUGUCUAUUCAGGCAAUCCAUUGCCAGAAUGCUUCAGUAAGCAAGAUUUUAUCAUCUUCAGAUACAGAGCUACUGGUGUUGAAUGGCAUAGAUCCUGUGGCUGACAUAGCCAUUCGACAGCUAAGUGAGUCUGCAAAGCAAAAGCUCAAGUCUCCCAGGAAGAAAAGCACGAUCAUAAUAUCAGGGGUAUCAAAGACUAAUUUAUCUCAGGAUAGCGAAGCUGUACUCAUGAUGGACUAUGCAGCAGCCAUGGAUGGCUCAUAUAAACAAGAUAACUCUUCCAGUGUGGAAGGAUCUGUUGCACAGUCCCCUUCUAAUGAGAAACUAUCGCCGUAUGUAUCCCAAACAAUAUCUGCCAAUGAAGACCCCCAGGAAAACAGCCAUGAUGCCUGGACCUUGGAUGACAGUAGCCAGCAAUGGCACAGCAAUGCACUACUAGACCAAGACUGUGAUAAGAUGUCUGGGAACUCCAUAAGCAUCUCAGAAUCUGGAACUGUGAAGAAACCCAAAGGUGGAAUAUUAAAAAAGAGUGCAAAGCUAUUUUUCCUCCGACGGCACCAUCAGAAAGACCCAGGAAUGAGCCAGUCACAUAAUGACCUCAUUUAUCUACAGCAAUCCCCAUCAGAUGGUACUCGAAAAAAGGGGGGAACUUUAACACGUAUUCUGAACAAGAAAAUUCUCUUCAAGAGCAAGAGCAAACUGAAUGGCACAUCAGUUGAACCAUAUGCAUAGAGCUUAGUACAUGCCAAACAUAUGUGACCUGCACAAGACCACUGUUUACAGAAAUAUAAAUUAUCAUAUGCUUUCUGAGAUUCACUAAUGCUGUGGUCUGUGGAAAAGGCUGGACAACAAAGCAGGGAAGUGGAAUUGAAGACUUAUGGCUAUUUAUGUUUCAAAGACUGAAGGCCUAACCAUACUUUCUUGCAAGUAAGCUUAUUAAAAUCAGUGGGCUUUAAUCCCAAACUCUAUUUUUUAGAAAUCAGGUUUAAAAUGUAUUUUUAACUUGGAACUGAACAUAAGUGUACCAGGGAAUGAUCGUGGAUGAUUGUCUGCAUGAAUGUAUGUUAACAGUGGCACAUCAUGGUUGCAUUUUUUAAAAAAUCAGUUCAAGAGCAGCAAUACAAAUUUUAAACGGUAUUUAUUAAGUUGGAAAAAUGUAAAGAGUAAGAAAUCAUGAUCCAGAUGAUCUGAACUGGACAACAUUCAUUUACAGUACAAUAUUAUAUAAGCAAAUCUUGUACUAUGCAGUGGGGCUUAAUCCCGGGUGCAUAGGAUUACAGCCUCAAAAUGUUUCUGGAAGGAAAAAUGAAAUGCUGAAUGGGGCAGCCUGAUGUAAUAAUAAUUGCUAAAACUGUGUAAAUUAGACUUGUUUUUGAUAGAUAGUAGCCAUACAAACUGGUAACUUAUGCAAUUACCUAUUACAAAUCUAAUUUUAAUUUUCUGUGCAUAUACCAUGAUAAACCCCUUUUUUAUAUUUUAAGUUGAUAUGCUCACAAACUAUUUAAAAACUCUCCAUAUUAUCCCAUAAGAGCAAUUUACAUUUGCAAUGCAGCAAUGUACCUUGGGAAGCCUACAACUUACUAUAUAAAUGCAGUCCAUCAUAGCAAAACUAGCGAAUAACAUCAAGGACGGCAUAUUUAGUGUUUUCAAGACAUUUCUUUCUCUGUUCAACUUUAGAACAGGCACAGCAAUCCAAACUAUAGGAAGCCAGUGUAAUUUACGCCAGGGUAAAUUAUACCAGUGUAACUUACCCUUAUUUCAUACUCCAUUCUGGGAGUUACUGCUGGCCUGAGCCUGGCACAGGGAGGACAUGCCUUUGAAAUAGUUUUUCACCACCCUUGCUGCCAGUGUUACUUCUGCUGGAUUGCCAGGUCACAUGACUUCACUGAAGAGAGUUUGGAACGGGCAUCUCUCUUCCUGCUCUGUCCCAUCCCAACACUCUCCCAGAACUCCCCUUUUUGGGGACUUACCUUGGCCUUGACUGAGCUGGAAAGCCUUAUGCCAGCAUAUCUCCAGCUGAGCCAGGAUGAGGGACUUCAGCCAGCAUAGCCCUGGCUCAUUUGGCGAUCUAUAUAUUCCAAACUCCACUCAUCUGGGUGGCUCUUGAGUUUGGAUUGCUCCCUAGAUAGAUCACAAGAUGUGUACAUUUAAGUUUUGAUAGUUUGCUUCUUAAAAUACCAACAAGGGGGGAAAUGUUUCACCCCGUUUCCUUACUGACUAGACGGCAAGGAAAAAAGAUUACAUGCCUAUAACUUCCAACUGACAUUCUUGCUCUUUAAUUCCUUAAUUGAAAUUGUAAACCUUACCCUUUUUUAAUCAUUCAGAUUUCAUUGGGGAUUUACUUCAGAACAUGUGGCUUGAUUGGACAGCAGAAUCAUGCUUUGUUAACAAUAGCAUUGCUGUAUUGAACCAUUAAAUGAAAAGACUUCAUUGGAAUAAGUGAUGCUGCUCCUGAUAUGUACAUUAGGGAUUUACAUAAGCUAUAUUGGUAGUUUUGGAUGCAGCAUUCUGAAGUCCAGUAUACAAAAGAAGGUUGUUGAAGUUAAGCAACAAUUUCCAGUAUGUUAAGAAAGCCUAUUAGACAUUGACUGCUAGAAAGUUAACUUAUAAAAUGAAAUAUUUGUAUAUAAAGCACCAUGUGAUGCUAAUUAAAGCUUUCUUGAAGGAAAGGCCCAUUUUACAAUCAAUGGGGUUUCUUUCCAUCUAAAUGGAUUAAGGAUUGGGUUGCAAAUGUGUUCUGUUACGAGUUUUCUUCAUUGUAUAGCUUGAUGAUGGCACAUAAGUGGAAUGAAAUGCAAAAACACUUCAAAAAGAGGUCUCGUUGCUCUAUCUUACAAAUACUUGAACUCUGAAAAAUUAUUAUUUGAAAAUCUUAAAGCUCUGUUGCUGGAUUUUAAAUAAAAAAUACCAAAGGUAUUGUGUGGCUUGCUUGUUAAUGUUGUGUUCAAAUUGAAACCCCUGUGUUAAUAAAACUAUAAUUCACUGGUCUUACCUAAACCAGCUUAGGCUUCAUGAGAAAUAGAACCAGAGUGGCAUUUAUCUGACUUUCGGUAUAAAAUGUAGAUUUAUUUCCUUGUGACCUGACCCUUACCGACAUUCCAGUGGCUCACAUAAUAAAAGCCGGAUUACGCUGGAGACUCCCCUACUAUGCAUUUCAUACCGUAUAUAUGCUUAUGGCUUUGCUUAUUACUGUCAAAAUGUUUCACACAGAAAUGUCAAAGGCUGCUUUAUUGUCCCUCAUAGCUCUCGAGUUGUAUCCCUCCCUUUUGAUAUGCAAGACGAAAUGAUACCAUGUCUGUGUUUAAGUUAGAGGGCGCCCGGUUGCAAUUGAACCUCCUCUUCCCAUGCGCCUUUGUCCGUUCCUGCAUAGUGCUUAUCUCAAGGACAUGUGAAAUAUGUAGACAAGUUGACAGUGCAAUGUUUCCACUUUUGUUCUUCUCCUGUACCCCUUUUUGUUUCUCACAUACGUCCUAAAGCUAGGGCAGUUAGCAAUUGUUUCUUUAUGUUUUAUGACGUGAACAUGAUACUGUAAACUUCGGGGUAAACCUAUAUAAACCCCCAUCUAUCAAUAAACGCUGUUCCCAUGCUCACCUGCUUUGGCUUGUAAGUAUUGGGUCCCCUUUGCAAA
Molecule: messenger RNA, 5767 nt
Organism: Rhineura floridana
Lineage: Eukaryota; Metazoa; Chordata; Lepidosauria; Squamata; Rhineuridae
Gene: C2CD2
Product: C2 calcium dependent domain containing 2
Exons: 14
Coding region: 763-2871 (702 amino acids)
Source: RefSeq, a predicted model, not a curated record